UCAUCACAGCAUCGCGGCGUCCUUCAGGAACGAUCCGCCAACUGGCCACUCGAGAACACAGCCUCACCACUCUCAGGAGCACAACACCCACCGCUCAAACUGUCUCGAAGUCAAAGCCCUAUCGAAAAUGCUUACCCGCAGCAGGCCACCGCCGCGGGGAACUACUACACCGGCAGCUUACAUGCUCAGCACAUGGGCUUGGCAGGAUGUGGAGUAGAGAGGUCUGAGAAGCAAAUCGCCCGAGAGAUCAAGCGGCUGUAUGCACUACUAGACCGAUCAGACAAAUACCAAAAAUACAGAGAAAAACAGCCCGUUUUAACGAUACGAGAAUUCAUUGAGAGGGAGGAAAGAGAAGCAAAGAUGAAGAUCGACAAGGACAACAAAAGCCCGGAAAAGAGCGUUUGGCCCGAGUUUUUGGAACUCGCAUUCUGGAGAGCCCUGAUCAGAUGGCCACCCAUGGGUCGCAAGAAGUUUAUGCUUGAUGGUGCCCUCCGCGGCCGCAAUGAACUCAUUCAGGAUUCGAUAUGCAAGGAUACGGGAAUCAGGCGAGACCGCAAACAAGUAUCGAGCCAUCUCCAAGUGCUCAAGCAGCAUCUUAAAGAUCAACCUGGUGUGCUUGUAUAUAUGGCAACAAAAGACGAAGACAAGAAACGCCACCGGGGGAGGGAUGCUGCGAACUCGUAUCACCUGUCCCACUUGGGCGGACGCCACCAUCCGCAGCAGCGCGUGGGCAGCGGCUCCAAAUACGACUACAACGCUUCUGCACCCUUCUGGAGCAGCAUUGGCUCGAUGCACUCGUCCCUGGGUCUGGGCUUGAACGGUGUAUCUGGCAUCGCGCCUUACACAGUGACCGACUUCACAAUGCUGGUCGAGGAUUCCGAUCAACCCGUGCACGACUUCACGCAGCUUUCGGGAGACGGAAGACAACAAGACCUGCAUGUUACCGAUACUUCGAUGUGGAACCGGCAGUACCCUGAAUUCGCAUUUCUCCAGAAGCAGGCUGAUGAGUGGACUAAGAAGCACCAAAAGGUCCUGGUGUGCGACGCGUCUAUAAAAGUCAUGACUGAAACACGGCCGAAUGCGCACCUCUCUAUCGCUUUUGAUCUGCACUCUCAGCGGGAUCUUCGACCUUUUGAGUCCUUGGUCUGCACCACUCGGUUUUACGAUGAUGGGAAGAUGGAUACCGAUCCACAAUUCGAUGGGCCGCACCAUCACGAUCUCAAAGAACACCGCACGUCGUGCGAAUACACUGCUGACCCACACAGUAGCAGCGGCCGUUUACGCCUGGCAUUCGGCUCGAGAUUCUGGGUCAACAGGAUGUCAAAGUAUCAGAGCCUGCGGCACAAAGACGAAAAUCUUGUCAGUCGCUCCUUGAUGAGACUCACGGCAACACAAGACGUGUACGGCGUCAACCCUAGCGGCGCCGCAGAAUGCGUCCUCACAAUCCUCUGGCGAUUCCGCCAAACCCGCGACUCCGCCGAAGUAGGCGUAAUGAAAUGGCGCGCCGUAUCCUUCGGCAACCCCCAAACCAGUCUGAAGCAGGAGUGGGCCAAGCAAGAAAGCAUCGACGACAUCAGCGACGAGCUCCUCGAAAUCGCAACCACCCAGCCCACACACUCCAACCCGCUCUACCACCCCCUCGCCUACGCAGUCCAACCCUACCAAACCCAGCCCCCGCAACUCCACAUCGACACCCUCACAGCCUGGCCCUGCACCGCGCCCGACCUCGCCACCCCGUCGGCCUCCGCCGCCCCCAGCACCGCAACCGACCACUCCUUCGCCUCGCUCCCCAACCUCUCCCACUCCCAGGACACCGCCUCGGGCUUCGACGCAAACGACUUCGACUUCACCGGCGGCCGCAUCGACAUCAGCGGCGCCUUCUCGCCCGCCAUCAUGGCGCAGUACGAAACCUACUCGCAGCCCAGCGACCUCGGCGGCCUGAACGCCCUCGCGGGGAUGGACCACCAGUCGCUGCUCGACAUGGGGCUCAGCGCACACGACAUCGCGAGUAUCGGCGUCACGCCUGUACUCGACCCCUCGCUGUCUGCGCUGGGUGUCGCGGACCCCGCCCCCGGCCAGCCCUGCUACAGCACCAAGCCGCUGCCCGCGUGGGCCCACAGCAACGCCGCCCUGAUCAGCUCGCUGGAGUCCCAGGCCGAG
Boeremia exigua is the source of this 2160-nucleotide messenger RNA. Its product is annotated as TEA/ATTS domain family-domain-containing protein. Gene Ontology annotation, biological process: regulation of transcription by RNA polymerase II. The record is from RefSeq and is a predicted model, not a curated record. The transcript has 3 exons. The annotation marks the transcript as partial. Gene Ontology annotation, cellular component: transcription regulator complex. Gene Ontology annotation, molecular function: RNA polymerase II cis-regulatory region sequence-specific DNA binding; DNA-binding transcription factor activity, RNA polymerase II-specific. Lineage: Eukaryota; Fungi; Ascomycota; Dothideomycetes; Pleosporales; Didymellaceae.